Dermacentor andersoni is the source of this 6765-nucleotide messenger RNA. Its product is annotated as ADP-dependent glucokinase. Gene Ontology annotation, biological process: glucose metabolic process. Gene Ontology annotation, molecular function: ADP-specific glucokinase activity. NCBI's taxonomy places the organism in Eukaryota, Metazoa, Arthropoda, Arachnida, Ixodida, Ixodidae. Gene Ontology annotation, cellular component: endoplasmic reticulum. The record is from RefSeq and is a predicted model, not a curated record.
UUGUAGGCAUCACGUGAUUCGUCAUGGCGGCCUGAGGCUGCUAGCCUCCGUCGGUCGUUCGAAAAUUCUCAGCCUUCGCUUCUAAAGAAAAUUCCCCGUCAUCGCCCGCAUUCUCCGCCGUCACCAUGGCAGGCACCACGACGUCCAAGUGGACCGUGACCGCGACCACCCUCAUAUCCGUGCUAGUCAUUUUCUACGCCAUAUACUACAAGAGACAGGCCGACGACGUUCUACGUGAGAGGCUGCAGCUAAUACUCGACGGGCUGCUCAAAGCCGAGAGUCAGGUCUCCGUGGCGCCCAAGACCCGCAUAGCCAUCGGCUUCGGCUCCUGUCAGGACCUGAUAGUGCAGAGUUCCGAACUGUUCGCGCACAUCGAGCCGCCCGACGAUCCGGAACACAUCGAUGUCAUCGACAGCGAGCGCGAUCUUCAGCGCGUCUUCGCCUACUACUUCCGUCACGGGGCAGCGGCCGAGCGAUUUGUUUCCAACACGACGCUAUUUGCCGAGCUCGUGAAGGCGGCAAAGAGCGCCGACAGUGCCGAGUUCCACAUUGGGGGCAAUGCGCCCUUGAUGGCGCGGCGCUUUGCCUACGAGGGCUGCGAAGUGCUCCUUGGGGCUCACAUGUCACCCAAGCUGCGCGCUGAGCUGCCGGAGGGCAUCACUGUGGCGGGACCGGAAGUGAGCGACGACGAGGUUCACCUGCUCAUCGAGUACCCGGCUGGCGAACGGUGGGGUCAUCUUCACUCUCCACGUGCCAACAGGUUCAUAAUCCACAAUGACCACACCAAUCCCAAGUUGGCCUCCAUCGAAAGCUUUGUGCCGGAGCUGGAAAAAUUCAAGCCGAAGCUGUUGGUUGUGUCUGCACUUCAGAUGAUGGACAACUUCCCAUUUGAAAAAGGCCAGAGAGAGAAGCACGUCCGUGAAGUCCAAAACCUGAUGAAGCGCACUGACCAGUCCGUGCCACUGCACUUCGAGAUGGCCUCGUACACGGACACGUCACUGCUGCACGAGCUGGUCGAGCACGUGCUGCCGUACGCCGACUCACUGGGCAUGAACGAGCAGGAGCUGCCCAACCUGCUGAGCAUCCUCAAGUACGGCAACGUCUCGUACGUCUCCGACUCGUACCCCCGGGUCGCCACCGUCCUCGACGCCAUGCGCGACGUCUACGAGUUACUGAAGGCAAAUUCUCCGAAGAAAGGCAGCACCAAUCCAGGUGACGAAGGUCGGAGGCCGCUCACCCGCCUACACAUCCACACGCUUGCCUUCCAGGCUAUCCUCGUCGCCAACGACUCGCCGUGGAAGAACUCGCUCGCCGCAGCCGCGAAGGCAGCGCUCACUGCCCACCGUUACACUUGUGGCUCGCACGACAUUGAUACAACACAUGCGCGGGUAAUCAUGGAUGACUCGUUCACAACGAGCCGUGGCAAUGGUGGUCGCCGCAUACCAUUCAACAACGAACGGCCCGUCGCCUGCUGGCAGGAGCGGGACUUCGAGAUCUGCGUCGCACCGGUACUUGUGUGCACCAAGGUCCUCCAUACUGGUGGAGGCGGGGACAACGUGUCAGCUGCUGGUAUAGUACUCCAAGUCUAGCAGCAGCUCCGGGCUGACCGUGAGCCAACGACAGCCAAAUUGCAAGCCAUUUCUCAAGUGGUUGUAUAAUAGCAAACUUUUGGAAGUCACAGGGCGUUUUGGACCCUGCCACCAGUGUGGAAUAAUUGGCUUCAUCAACUCCGUGUUUUGGUUGUUUCUUAACUGGGAGGAAGUGACGGCUGAGGUUUAAGAUGUUUCUUGAUGGGCAGCAUUGGGAGCCUAUCAUAUCACUACUCCAAUAUAGCUUAUAAACUUUAUCCCUAUCACAAGAAAGCUGAUAAAGAUUGUUUUAGUUGAGCUAGUUACGUUAAUAGUACCAGGCAUUGGCCACUUGCUGUGUUGAGGGCAUCUGAGACAGUGAAAUGGCAGCACUGAUUGCUGCAGUUGUUAGUUGGUCAUUGUAGAGGCAGUUGUACAUUGAGGCUUAUUGUAUUUGUUCUAAUAGAUACUUCCAGAAAAACUUGGUUCUUGUAUCGGUCGCACCUAGAUCCUGUCUGGGUUCACGGUUUUGAUUGGUUUCCUCUACAUAUUGCCCUAUUGCGCGCCAAUUCCGUUUUCACCAUUGGGGUGUUAAAGUCUACAUUCCUCUGCAGUGUAAGUCGCAUUUUCUUAGGCUAAAUUCGGUUUUCUCUAUCAUUCUUGCUUUCUUGUUGGGUUUCAGCUUGAGUGACAUGUAUUGCAGUUCAUUAUAGAAUGCAUAGUGCUCCCAACAUAUAACCAGUUCUUUCUUAUUUAUUUUUAAGUGUCCGUAGAUUUUUCUUGCAAGCUGGAUCCAUCAAAUCAAAUCAACGUUUUUACCAUUAUUUACGUGUUGGCAGCAGUUAGGUUAGGUUAGACAGCCACGCAAAAGCACAGGAACAGAAGCAACAUAUUGCUAGACUUUGCCAUUUACCAUAUUUUCUGGACUAUGUAGUUCACAGCGGCACAUUUGAGACUGUAGUUUUUUUUAUUAUUUAUUUAGUUAGCAGCCACUGUAUAGUCUAGGAUGAAUUCCGACUGAAUAUAUGUAUAUUUUUUUUUUGCAACCGGUAUACUAUCAGCAAAAUAUAUGUGUUAUCAGUCAGUAAAACCCUGCUUUCUUUAAUAUAGUGCAUAUUGUUAGACUUCGAUAAAUGAAUGCACUAACAAUGCAACAUAAUAAAAUGUUCCAGAUGCAUUUAAGCCAGGCUUAUUUUUUGCAGAUGUGUCUACGAGGGACACUAAAUGGAAAAUAUAUUUGUGAUGGGUUAGUAAAUUGCCCUUCAACAAUAUCAAAAAAGCUGCUCUUACUGUGUGAAUAUGGUUCUUUUUACCAAAACAAUGCAAAAACACAAAACUGGUGCGAAGCCUCCUGAAAAUUUCCAUGCUAGCUAGCCAUGACGUCAUGAAUGUCAACACCGCCUCCUAAAACCUAGUUAAGCUUUUAGUCGUAAAAAUGAAUGACGUAUUCCGAAAGAGCCAAAGACUGAACCUUAGGAAGUUUCAUAAACAUUUACUGAACCACAAUGGCAUAAAUGCAUAGAAAAGAACUUUGUCAUCUGUGACGUCACUCUGGGGUGCCGACCUGUGGUUUCCAGCACAAGAUUUGAAAAUGAAUCUUUCACCUUCAUUUUCUCUUAAUAAUCAACCUAUUAUUUCAACAUCAACGAAACUAGAGUUCUUAAAAAAUAUUUUAAUAAUCUAAACUGAUCCGCUUUUUCUUUUGAGUGUCAAAAAAAAACAUUAUAUUGAAAUACAGUGAUAAUUUCUACACAUAGCAGGUACUGUACAUCUGAUGAGGUAGAGAACCAUAGUCCCUUCCCAAGAAUGCAAAUUCGUUCGCUGACAAGCAUGUAUAAUGCCACUCUGAUAUCCUCACAUGUUUUCUACGAUACAAUCUACAGACCUACGAUCCAAAUGGGUUAUUUUCCUUGUUCUCUGCUGCAAACAUGAACUGGGAAAAUGAGUGAGUGAGGAGUGUAUCAACAAUUUUCUGCUGCAAUUUGCUGUUUAUGCUAGACCUGCUUCCUCGGGGUGUCGUUUUUGUGUUGUUGCAAGGUUGUCAGACAUACUGUCGAAAACGCAAAUGGCAAGGCAGUCAGCUAAAAGCGAAGAGCUCUUUACUUUCUUGGUAGGAGGCAGCAACAAUUUUCUCUAGCAACAAUACAUAUGUUUUCUUUUGCGCAUCAGAUAUGGCAUAAAUGGUGCUUAUGUCGGAAGGUGUGCUUGAAUGCCAUGUUUUGUGAUGAACAGGAUCGGGCUUUCUUGUGAAAUGCCGCCAGCCUUUCUACUCGAUUUAUUUUUCCAAUAUAUUGUUUUCUAAUUGCUUUUUUGAGAUAGAGGUUGAGUAUGUGAGAUUCUUUCAUGGGGAAAAAUGGGAAAAUGUGUUCUUUUUCCAUUGAUUGUGUGUACUUUAUGUGCGAGAGAUAGGAUGUAGCCAAGCAGUUGGGCAUUGAAUUUUGUAAUGACGAGUUUGUGUGCAUCACUGAGUGUCGGUUGUUGGAAAUGUUUACAAAUGUGUAUGUACUCCUCACCAUAAAAGCUUCUUGGAGCGUGGCAUCCGGGAAAGAAUAAAAUUUGGCCGUAGCCAAUAUGUUCACACCUGAAAGGGAGAGGUGUGCUGUAUGCAGGAGAUCCUAAAGUAACAGAAAAAGUAAAAGAUGGAAAGUGUAAAAGGUUAACUAAGUUUGCAUAGUACAGACUGUAGCAAGAUGUGCUUUUUGCAGGAAUGUACCAAAAACGAUACAUUUAGUAACAAAAAAAAGUUGGUUACAUUUGACGGGUGGUGCUUCAUUUGUGUUGCAACUUCAGUUGUGCCACGACAGCGCCGCCUUUUGCAGGCAAAUGUAACAACUCUGGCUAUAUGAUUUCUUAUUACUGAAAAAACAAAUAUUCUACAUUUUCUUCAUUUCUUUAUUCCUGUAAAUUCACAUCAUCUUAUGGUUUAUACCUUCCAAAUUUAAUUUAAUUAAAAAUUUUCUGUUGCUUUUGUAAACCCAGCAAUUCCACAUAGUGCUGUCAAAUUCCAAGCUUCAGUUCCUCGCCUGUUAAAGCAGCAACAGAAUUGAACAUUUUUCAUAAACUGCCCGCUCCAAAACUUUUUUGUGGUCAGGUGCACAUCUAUGAAAUCUACAGAGCCUCCACUCACUGUUCUGUAUGUAUAGUGAACCACAUGUUUCAGCAAACAGCUAAACAGCAGUUCUGAGUUUUAACUUGCUAAGGAAUCUGAGAUGUUAUAACUGGCCCGACUUUCAUUAUUGACUAGGCUCAAAAUAGCUCACUUCCUGCACGGAGAUAUAAUUUCAGAGUGUAGUACUGACAACUUCAACAAUAUUACCUCAGCGGGACACACAAAUUUGUGUUCAACAAUAUUUGAAUUAAAUGAAGUGUUUUAAAAAGCAUGAGCACCUUUUGAUGCAUUGAAACAGGGUUGAAUUGAAAAGAACAUAAAGCUAACCUAACAUCAAAUUAAUGGAAGCCAACUGUGCCCGUGCACUUGGCUUGUAUACUUGCGUGGUUCUUCAGGUAGUUCAUGGAACAGAAUUUUUAGAAUCGGCAGUAGUUCAAGGUGAAAGCUAAGUUACCAACACGAAAGAUUAGCUAUGCUGUGGCUAUGCCAAUAGACGAAAGUACUAGUUUGCUAGGCUAUCUUGGGCAACCUUGUUUCACUUGCACCAUUUUAGUUCUUGCAGGUGAUUGUUAACAUGGAACAUGAUUGAGCUGUUUGUUUGAAUGUGUCAAUCAGUGUACAUUUUAUUUUUAAUUUUAUUGCUGAAUAUGCAUUGGAAGUUAACUUUGUUGUAUUUGCUUGCAUGUUGCAAUCUAUAAGUUUUCUUUUCAAGUGGUACUAAGUGCUUGAAGGUAUGCAGAUAUGUAUGCUGCAGUGCUGUACAGUCUAUUAUACUUUUUCUGAUUGCAAUGCAGCCAAACAGAAAAUAUUGGCAUUAAUUGUCAAAUAGAAAGCAAUACAGUCAAAUCUCAAUAUAGCACUGAUAUAACAAAUUAUCAGAUAUGCCAAAGCAAAUCUCAAAUGUUUUUCGCCAAGACGUUUGUAUAAUGAUCAUAUGCUUAUAAUGAAUAUUGGAUAUAGCAGAUUUUUUUUUUGUGUUGACCGUUGCUAUAAUGAGGUUCUACUGUACCAGGGCACCAAUACCGAAUGUUUCAGCUCAGUUCCGUCUUUUGGAUCAGCUUGGAACGUUUUUAUGGCACUUACUUACGAAGAUCCUGCUUAAUGGGCUUCUUUUCUACUACCUUAGGGCAUUUUACAUUGGCAUUCAUUCCCAAGUGUCAUAUCAUUGCUAAGUGUUUCUUUGGGCUAUUUAUUGGGAGGCCCCUUACUGUUCCCAGAAUAUUUUAUAAGAGCUGAGCAAUUCUCCGAGUUCAUCAGGUAAAGAGAUAGUAUGUGUUCAUUAAACUUAGAAAAAGCUUCUAAAUGAAUUGUGCUUAACUUGGCAAAGACUAUUAGUGUUCUAGCACUUUCAUUCUGAAUGUGGCAUUGUAAAGUGCAGGCUUUUACCACAUAGCUUAGUGCAAUGUGUGUAGCAUUGUGCUUUCGUAAUUUUUAUGAUAUGAGUAAGAACUUUUCAAUUGAAUCUUGCAAUGUGUGAGUACUGCUUUUUGAGGACUUAUAGUUAUGAGUAUCGAAACUUGUUUUUAGUUGACAGUUAAUCCAGGCGACAUGAAUUACUAUGUAUCGCAUGGGAACACUGCAUGUUGCGCGUUUCUUUUUUUCAGACAGGUAUAUUUUAGAAUAUGUGUAUUAUGCUGAAGUGACAAGCCGCUUCAGCAUAUUUUAAACAAAGGUUUUGCCAUGGUUAGUGUAGGCACUUGCGACGAGAAACGAUUGCAUUGGGAAAAACCAAUGCGCUACCGUAGUUAUGUUUAUACGUGGCUCAGUUGUGGCAGGUGUGUUUAGAAUUGAGGUGUAGGGACCAUGGGAGUCUUUGUAUUACCUGUCAUUUUGCUCUUAGGGCCCAAAUAUUUUGUAUUGUGAAACUUUUGAAAUGUGAUAGAUGUCCCAACUCCAGUUCUCUUUUUCUCCUUUAUUGGGAUGGUAAAGGCAUUUCGCGAGGCUGUACUAUAUGGGAAACCACAUCUUGUGGACCGAAAGCUGUGACCAAAGUAAGGCACAAUUUCAGAGCUUUGAACUGAGUUUUGGUUUGACAUUCUUUUUUGUACGAUGAGAGUGAAGGUUGAAAUAAACACGCCUUUGAAAUUA